CUCUCCUUUUCCAAUCUCUGACUCGGGAUAGUAUUCUUCAGUCCGCCCAACCUCUUGGUUCCUUCUGUUUGUUUAUAAUUACCCCCUUGUUCCUGCCUCUACCGCUGGUCGAGUCGUAUACCUACAUCGGAUCUGAUACAAAUCGAUCCAUCUGCCUGCAGCUGUCACCGGCACCUUCCUCUAAAUACCCUCCUACCGACCUUACAUGUUACUUCUAGAGGGAUGACAGUGUUCACCCACUCGACCCCAGCGCCCUUUCCGGGCUUUGGGAGUGACCCGGUCGCUUCUUCGCCAGGUGUUGCUGCCUCACCCACGUCCGCCGCCGCUGCCACUGGAAGCUCGGGGUCAACGUCGAGAACAAGCCGACUGCGCGGGCUGAGUUACCUCCGGAAUUAUACCCAGACUCACAUCCUGUCGCGGGAUCACUCUUCGCACAACACGACGGCGCCCAACUCGCCUGUCAACGCCUCGGGACAUCACUCCGUGACCUUACACACCGACACCACCCACCAAUCCGCCGCCAACCCGCAAGUCUCCAACUCGUCAAGCGGCACGGUCAGCAGCACCACCUCUGCUGGCCCUGGUUCGGGCCCCGAAGCCCCCACAGCCACAGCACCAGCGUCCGGUGUAAAAGCUGCCGCUAACAACAACAAUAACACCGCCAUCCCCAGCGCAAACAACGGCCGCACCCAUCGCCAGAAUUCCUCCUCUCUCUCCGCCAUCCAUAUCCCCUUCAUUUCCCGCGGCCACAGCGACCCUGCGCGCCUGUCCGGACAUUCGCCUUCGCUCUCGACCAACGACGCGACCGUAAAUCCCAACCACUCGGCCUCUGUGCGGCCCAAUCGAACGCCCUUUUCUCUUCUUCCGCACCGUUCCCACUCCAUCUCCCUCACCGACGGCAUCGCUUCUGCGUCUCUGGAGUCGCCUACUACCACCACGCCGACGACAUCAGUACCUCGAGGGACAACCUCAGCCGGACCCUUAUCCCCUCAACUCUCGGAUGACAACGGCAUUCGGGUGGCUGCAGACACUUUCGAUAGCAACAGCUCCUCUUCGGAUAACAUUAAUAAUCACAAUAACGCGCCCAUCAUGACUAGGGCUCGAUCCGCGACUACAAGCGACGUUGCGAGCAGGGCUGAAACCGGUGGAAGCAUGGAGCCACUUCCUUCGAUACGUUUUAGCAUCUUCUACGAUCCUCGGGCAACACGCCCGUCGCUUACCUUCUCUCCGAUCUCACGCACUCUACCAACCGGAAAAGAAGUCAUUCGCGUCGGCAGAUAUUCCGAAAGAGAUAAACCUUCAGCGGUUCCGCAUAAUGUGCCCUCGGCAGCGCCCGUAGGAUUUAAAAGCAAGGUCGUUAGUAGGCGGCAUUGCGAGUUCUGGUAUGAAGACGGAAAGUGGUUCAUCAAAGACGUCAAAAGCAGUAGCGGAACCUUCCUCAACCAUAUACGCCUUAGUCCUCCAGGGACCGAAUCCAAGCCCUUCCCCGUCAAUGAUGGCGAUAUCGUACAGUUGGGAAUCGACUUCAAGGGAGGCGAGGAAAUGAUAUUCCGCUGUGUUAAAAUGAGGCUCGAGCUAAAUCGUGGCUGGCAGGCCAAACUCAACGCCUUCAAUAUGAACACGCACAAGAGGCUUAGAAACAUGACAGCCCAAAGUUCUGCGAAUGGCGCUUCCCAGUCAUAUUCGCAAGACUGCUCGAUCUGUCUUAAUAGUAUAGGGCCCUGCCAGUCUCUGUUUGUUGCCCCCUGCUCGCAUACAUGGCACUACAAGUGCAUCCGAUCAUUAUUGUCAUCGCCAUCUUAUCCUCAAUUUAUAUGCCCGAACUGCCGUGCCGCUGCCGAUCUUGAGGCUGAAGUUGACGACCCGGAGGAUUGGGAGGCACUGGAGGCGGAUGAACAGAUGGAAGACGCCGUAUACGUUCAGGAUGGAAGUCAAGCCAGCUCCAACGACGCUCAAGCUCGACCGGUAGCGGCCACGCCGAUUCACCAGCACGAAACAGACGCUAGCGGCGACGUAACGAUGCUGUAUUCGAACCCGCAACAGCCCGCCGUAUCUAAUCCCUUCGACGGGACUAGCCGCCCCGUGGUCUCGCAUAACUCAACGUCGCAGCCAGUGCCCAUUCGGCAGAGCCCAGCUGCAGUCAACGGUCAAGCAGAUGAAAUUCGUCGAGAUGCCGCCAGGACUCCGUCGCCCACUGGAAUCGCCCACGUUGUCAGCACUCACGAGGGUCCGAUCACACCACGUAACGACGUUGGGCCUUGGGUCUUUGAUGGCGGCAGCACCACACGUACGCGAGCCAACGGAGAACCCGACAGUGCUUCGAGACUAGCCAGUCUCGAAGCCGCAGUAGCAGGUGCUCACAUCACUGGGGCUCCUGGGAGUACAUAGCCUCUGUUCCUGUCCCCAGUGAUUCUAGUGUACAUCAGCCCCCUUUUGCAUGGGCUAGUACGGUCUAUUACGGGCUACAGUCUACGAUCAACUCAUCAGCUAUCCAGCACCUGAACCACGACGGGCCCCUUUUUGCAUGGGCUAGUACGGUGGUCUAAGGUCUGCGGUCUACAAUCAACUCAGCUAUCCACCAGGUUACCCACGGUGACACUCUGGUUAGCGUUUACU
Molecule: messenger RNA, 2616 nt
Organism: Neurospora tetraspora
Lineage: Eukaryota; Fungi; Ascomycota; Sordariomycetes; Sordariales; Sordariaceae
Exons: 3
Coding region: 223-2388 (721 amino acids)
Biological process (GO): protein K48-linked ubiquitination; ubiquitin-dependent protein catabolic process
Cellular component (GO): ubiquitin ligase complex; cytosol; cell division site
Molecular function (GO): protein binding; ubiquitin protein ligase activity
Source: RefSeq, a predicted model, not a curated record